AUGGACCACAUAGAAAGUGUCCCAGGCUCUCAAUAUGCCCCCAUUCAAGUCCCUUGUCUGAGCCCCGAGCCCUACGAUGGAAUCGACUUCUCAACCUACCCAGAGCGCGCGGGUUGGGACAUUACCCGGUUACUUGCCGGAGACUUCUCACAACACCCCGCCGAGCCAACUGGCGCCUUUCUACAGAACUGGUUAUAUUUCGGUGUCCUCUGGGAAGUCUUCGGUCCUAUAAUCAAAGGAGCCAAGGAUAAUUACGUUAAGCCGCAAGAAGGCACAGCGUAUGGAAUCAUCACCAGUGCAUCCCUCGAAGAUCAAAUUCUACAGUUAUCAUUGUUCAUCACCUCCGUAGUUCAAGGCGGGGAUGCUAUUUCCAAACAGAUGAUAGGUGAUCGAAUCACAAAAUGUCUCACGACUGUAUCCCGAUUUUGUCGUCUAGCGACAUGUGCGGGUGACUCACGUCCCGGGUUUGCAGUGUGGCCGUUAUCUCCCGAAGUCGAUCUAUCUAUCAGAGCACUAAGCCAUCGUCUAGCCUGGAGCCUUCCGUCUGGGGGGCUGGGAUCGGCGGUGAAAACCUCGGGGUUACAGUUUCCCUGUGCAUGGUUUCCACUUGCGCGCAUGCAACAGAUGGGGUGGUGUCCAAGCGAAAUCGUCAUAGUGGAAAACACGUUUACGUCUGCAUCGGCGUACUAUACGUCUCAAAUGGAGAGGCCGCCAUCUGCGGUCCAAAGAGACCAUGGUGAAUGUACGAGGAAACUCUGCGUUGCGCGACAGAUCAACGAAACAACCUACCGCACUGCACACACGAAGGCGGACUGUGACUGUCAGCAUCUAGGCCCCGCAAUGGACGAGGUGGUAUCAAUUAUUGCAUCGGGAGAUGUGCCACUGCUGUCCAUUACACCGACCAAGAAAGAGCCCUAUCUCAAAAUUGAAGUAGAAAGGUACUCUGGGUUGAAACGUUAUAUCGCCCUCUCUCAUGUCUGGUCUGACGGACUGGGGAACGCGACAGCAAAUACUCUCCCUACAUGUCAGCUACUCCGUAUUAGAGACUUACUCGACGAACUAUUGUCGGGAAUCAGGUCUGUCGACCUGGUAAACAGACUGGCCUUCGGAGACCUAUGGAAGAAGAAAUUCCGUGGACCUUCUAUCUCAUUCUGGAUCGACACUAUGUGUAUCCCCGUGGCCCCAGAACACCGCGAGCUCCGCUCAAAGGCAAUCAAAGAGAUGAAAGCCGUCUACGAGCGAGCCUUCCGUGUACUAGUCCUAGAUUCCGAUAUCCAAGAAUGUUCCACCCGCGGCUACACGCAGUCAUUCAUGCGGAUUCGAAUGUCCGCCUGGAUGCGCCGACUCUGGACACUUAACGAAGGCGUUCUGGCAAAUCGACUGUGCGUCAAAUACGCAGAUGGCAUUAUGGACGUUCAAGCUACUUCAGAAAGUUAUAGGAAACAGGUUAAAACAUCUGAAUUGUCACCUUAUUUGAACUCGUAUGGAACACCCAUGCGUGAUGCCGACUCUUUUGGUUGGAAGUUUCGCUUGUUGCGGGCGAAUAUCCUUCGGGACCCAGAUCCGAGAAUCGUACAGUCUUCAGUCGACUCUCUUUCCACGGCCGGGCAACAGCGGUGCUAUGCAAUUAUGGAGGCUUUUAGUGCUUCCUUGCAUCGCUCCACUAGUAAAGUGACGGAUGAGAUGCUCUGCUUUGCCAGCCUUAUUGGGUGGGAUACGUCUUUACUGAAGGGUAUUCCUUUUGAAGACCACAUGCAUGCCUUUUUGUCGACGGAAUCGCAGCUGCCGCAGGGGAUGUUGUUUCUCGCCGGGCCGAGGAUGCGGCAGCCCGGUUGGCGGUGGGCUGUUAAUCGGUUCGGAGAUAAUGGUGCCAUACGGCUGGAUGUUAAAUUUGACGACAUGACUCCUGGGAAUGUCAGUGAGAAUGGGUUCAUUGUGGAAUAUCCCGGGCUUGCGUUGCCGGUGGACUGUACCAGACAGCAAACCCAGAGAAUGAUUGUGGCCGUUGAGAUGGAACAUGGGGUCGUGUGUAGAGUUGAAAUCUCGCGACACGAUGAAGGUCUAAUGAGUCGAUCAGAUGAACUCGACACAGUGUCUGAAAACAUUCUGCAUGAUCGACUCUAUGUCCUCUUCUGGCGUGCUGAGACUUCAGUGGUUCCCGGGGAGCCUAUGCCGGCUGCAUUUAUUUCUGGUCCUUCCGAUGAAGACCGUGUAAAUGGGGAGGUUGUGUACCGAUUUGAGUCCCUUGGAUACGUGGAGGUGUUGGAGAUGACCGCAGGGUGGAAUUUGCAGGAGAAAGGAGAUCCGGUGGUUCAGCUGACCAGAAAGAAGUGGACUCUUGGAUAG
Penicillium robsamsonii is the source of this 2346-nucleotide messenger RNA. RefSeq lists its product as uncharacterized. The record is from RefSeq and is a predicted model, not a curated record. The transcript has a single exon. NCBI's taxonomy places the organism in Eukaryota, Fungi, Ascomycota, Eurotiomycetes, Eurotiales, Aspergillaceae. The coding region runs from base 1 to 2346 and encodes 781 amino acids.